Molecule: messenger RNA, 1577 nt
Organism: Aethina tumida (small hive beetle)
Lineage: Eukaryota; Metazoa; Arthropoda; Insecta; Coleoptera; Nitidulidae
Product: phenoloxidase-activating factor 1
Exons: 6
Coding region: 128-1327 (399 amino acids)
Biological process (GO): proteolysis
Molecular function (GO): serine-type endopeptidase activity
Source: RefSeq, a predicted model, not a curated record
UCUGGCAGUGCUACUUGUCUGCCGUAUCUGCAUGAUAGUAUCAAACUUUUAAUGACGUUUACAAGUGGUCAACCGAGUUAUCCCUCACGAAAACUCUCAUUUACCGAUCGUUAUUGGCAGUGCUAGCAUGGCUCAGACCACCUGUAAUAAACAGUGCAACAUCACACUCACCUUGUGCGACUUGUUUUCGUUUGUUUUGGUGCUACUCGUUUCCAAUGUUUCAUCGCAAUGGGUAAUAGAGGACGAGGGAUGCCGUACCCCGGACAGAGGACGAGGCGACUGCGUGCCGAUAAAGGAAUGCCAACCCAUUUUGGACUUCAUAACCCAAUCGCCGACGCCCAUAACCCCCAAGGUGCAGGAGAGGCUGAAGCAAUACAUGUGCGGCUACCAGGGUAGGUCGGUGAAGGUGUGCUGCCCGCAGAACCCCCUGGUCUCCGAGCCCCCAGACGUCAGCCGGCACAGGAACGUCAAACUGUUGCCCACCAAGUGCGGGUACGUGGACACCGAAAACAAGAUCAUCAACGGCGAGAAGACCGGAUUGUUCGAGUUCCCCUGGAUGGUGCUCAUUUCGUACAGAACCAAAAACAGCCUGGACUUUCAAUGUGGAGGCACGAUUUUGAACGAACGUUACAUAUUGACGGCUGCACAUUGCAUCAGUGACUACAUCCUGUCACAAAGGAACUCCUCCAUUGCUGGAGUCCGGGUGGGUGACCACAACGUAAACACGGACAGGGACUGCGAAACCAUAAGGAACGUGACCACAUGCGCUCCCCCAUUCCAAGACUUCCGAGUGGAAAAAAUUAUACCACAUCAGAUGUACAAUCCAAACGUGAACCUGAAUUACGACAUCGGCCUGCUCCGACUGGCUGGACGUAUCGACUUGAACAAAGAAAACAUGAGACCUGUAUGUCUCCCACUCGGCUCAUCCAGAACGUACGACUUCGUGAACAACAACAACAAAGGCGUCGUGACUGGAUGGGGAGCCACCACAACCAACCGUAACAGUCCGGAGCUCCUGAAAGUCGUCUUAGAGGUGGUGCCUCUGGAAAGGUGCCAGGAGGUGUAUAAGAGCAAGAACGUGAAGUCGCCGAUAACGUUCAAGCAUUUCUGUGCCGGAGGCAAGAAUUACAGGGACUCGUGCACUGGAGACAGUGGUGGUCCCUUGCACGCCAUCGUGCCGGACGACGACGAGGAUUCGGUUGUCAAAUACGUCCAGCAAGGGAUUGUGUCGUUCGGGCCGAAGAACUGCGGCGCCGAAGGGUUUCCGGGUGUCUACACGAGGAUCGCCUACUACAUGGACUGGAUAUUGAACAACAUCCAGCCCUAGACGACGACAGAAGACUGUAUUACUAGACGAAUCGACCACCAGGACAUGGGGACAACGUUUUAAAAAAUGUGAAAUUUAAGGAAUGUAUGGAGCAAAGAGUGUUUGUUAUAACUUAUAACUUAUAAGUAGGUUGUGAUAUUCGAACUGCUAUUCGAUAAUUCUUAUAUGUAUUCUUUAAAAUCGUAGUUUUUUUGUAAGUUAUUUUUUUUACCUUUUAAUUAAUAGCCAUAAUUAUAUUUUUAUAUAGAAA